This is a messenger RNA of Necator americanus (New World hookworm), 555 nucleotides long. RefSeq lists its product as uncharacterized. Bases 1 to 555 code for a protein of 184 amino acids. The record is from RefSeq and is a predicted model, not a curated record. The transcript has a single exon. NCBI's taxonomy places the organism in Eukaryota, Metazoa, Nematoda, Chromadorea, Rhabditida, Ancylostomatidae.
AUGAUGCAAGCUAAGAAGACCAAGUAUGAUGUCAUCGGACGUACCGAGACGAGACGACGUCACCCUUUCAACGCCGUAUAUGAAACUGGAGAAGAACUGUUCUUAGGAACAUGUGACAGUAGAGGUGUUGGUGGAGUUGGGGUCCUCGUCAACACGAGUAUGGCAAAGAAUAUCGACUCUUUCGAACAACUUACGACCCCAAUCGGACGUCUGCGGAUGAGAAGAUAUGGUUCAACGCCAGCAUUGACUAUCUUCGUCGCUUACGCUCCAACAUCAGGCUACGAAGAAGAAGAAGAAGUCGAGACUUUCUAUAUGGACCUGGAGAAGUUCUACCGAGAAGAUCAUGCCUUCUACAAGGUCAUAAUUGGCGAUUUCAACGCCAAAGUUGGCCCAAGAAGAACGCCGGAGGAAUUUCACAUCUGGAUCCACGGCCUACAGUGGAAUGAACAGGGGGAGAGGCUCUCCGAGUUCAUCAUGACGACUAAGACCAUCCAUGGGAACUCGCAAUUCCAGAAGCCCUCCUCUCUAUGCUGGACGUGGGAGUCACCCGGUUGA